This is a messenger RNA of Lineus longissimus, 7882 nucleotides long. Its product is annotated as cyclin-T1-like. Gene Ontology annotation, molecular function: cyclin-dependent protein serine/threonine kinase activator activity. Bases 10 to 2892 code for a protein of 960 amino acids. Gene Ontology annotation, cellular component: nucleus; cyclin/CDK positive transcription elongation factor complex. Gene Ontology annotation, biological process: positive regulation of DNA-templated transcription, elongation; regulation of transcription by RNA polymerase II. The record is from RefSeq and is a predicted model, not a curated record. The transcript is spliced from 11 exons. Lineage: Eukaryota; Metazoa; Nemertea; Pilidiophora; Heteronemertea; Lineidae.
GCUGUGUAAAUGGCGGGGGGAAAAGAAGACCGAUGGUGUUUUACAAAGGCUCAAAUAGAGAAUUCCCCCAGCCGAAAAUGUGGAAUAGACGCAGAAAAAGAAUUAAGUUAUAGGCAACAAGCAGCCAACUAUAUUCAGGAUAUGGGCCAAAGGCUGCAAGUAACUCAACUAUGUAUCAACACGGCCAUUGUUUACAUGCACAGGUUCUUUAUGUUCCACUCUUUUACAAAGUUCCAUAGAAAUGAAAUUGCUGCUGCCUGUUUGUUCCUUGCUGCCAAAGUAGAGGAACAGCCGCGGAAGCUCGAACAUGUUGUCAGCAUCGCAUACCGAUGUUUGCAUCGAGACCAACCAAGUCUCGAUACGAAAAGUGAGAAAUACCUGGAGAAGGCCCAGGAAUUGGUGUGCAAUGAAAAUAUAUUAUUGCAAGCAUUAGGUUUUGAUAUAACGGUGGACCACCCGCAUACGCAUGUGGUCAAGACGUGUCAACUGGUCCGAGGCAAGCUGAAACGCAUCUCAGCGGCAAAGAAUAAAUAUGAAGAAUUCUUCAGGAAGACGCUUGGUCUCCGUGUACCUCCAACCGUACUAGCAAGCAAGGAUUUAGCUCAGACUUCCUACUUCCUGGCAACCAACAGCCUUCACCUGACAAGUAUGUGCCUGGCUGCCAAACCCACGGUCGUGGCCUGCGUGGCGAUUCACCUUGCCUGCAAGUGGUCAAGUUGGGAGUUUCCCAAAUCGAAGGAAGGCAAGGAUUGGUGGUCUUACGUCGACAGAUCUGUCACAUUGGAAAUCCUUGACGACCUCACGCAGGAUUUUCUGAAUAUUAUCGAGAAGUGUCCCAGCCGUCUCAAGGGCAAGAUUAUGACAUGGAAGUCUGAUGACAGCUUAGACAAGUUACAAGACCAGUAUGCGGUGACUGCUCUCUCAAGCUUCAAGGAUACGCGUCCGUCUAAGCCUUUGUUAAAGGAUGAGAGACCUGAUGAUCACAAACGAUCCGAGCCAGGAACAAGCCGUGCCUCCUCUCCGCAGAAAAUGAAGCCGCCAUCUGAUAAACCAGAUGUUGGCCAUCCAUCUGCUGCAGUUGGUGCUAGUCAUGCGGAGGUGACAGCUGGGAUGCGACGGUCCAAGUCUGAUGCGAGUCUCGUGCACUCUUUCAAGGAAUAUAAAGAGAUUAAGGCAAGGCAGGAAGCAGCAGCGGCCGCUCAGCAACGGACUGGUGUUGGUAAUGGACACGCCAAACCUAUUCCACAUGCUGCUGGUUCCAGCCGGCCGCAACCAGAAAUCCCACCUAUGACCAUGAGGAUCAGACAGCCGAUACCAGAAGUUUGCAAGUCUCAACCAAUGCAUGACGCACGGAGACCUCAACCAGGCCCAGAGGUUCGAAAACCUCUUCCGCUGCCGCAAGAGGUUCGUAAACCUUCUCAACCAGGACCUGAUUUACGGAAAUCUCAAAGUGUGCAAGAUGUUCGCAAGCUUCAAUCAGAGACAGAGGCACGAAAGUCUCAGUCCACACCAGAGGUGCAUAAGCACCCAACGCCUGAAGGUCGUAAGCAGGCAACACCUGAAGGUCGUAAGCGGGUGACACCUGAAGGCCGUAGGCAAACAACGCCUGAAGGUCGAGCACGUCGAGAAGAACAAAUUAAAAGUCCGCUGAUUGGAAAAGAGCGGUGUGAAGUUCGAUUAGAACGUAUAGAUAGCCGGGAUCUAUCUUUAUCUAAAUCAGGGCGGACUGACAUUAAAUUAGACUCAGAUUUGAAAUUUGAAAGACCUGAUAUUAAACAGGAAAGACUUAGUACCUCUGUCAAACAGGAGCGGCCAGAUCGGUCGUUUUCCAGCACAAAACAAGACCGUCUGGACGGUCAACCGGAUAGAUUACCAAGCAUCAGUUUAAAAAUAGAGAAACACGGUGAGGAGCGAUCUGCUAAACCAGUUAAAAUGGACACUUCUGAGCCUGAGAAAUUGCAUGAGCGUGAACCGUUGGUUAUGAGGAUUCCUGUCGUUGAACAGUUGACGGCAGAGCGCGAGAAAAAGCAGGAGAAAAAAGAGCGUGAACGACGUGAGAGACAUGAAAGAAAGCGCUUAGAAAGGGAGCGUGAAAAGGAGAAGGAGAAAGAGAAGGAGGGGUUGAAGUUGAAAAUAAAAAUAGGUGGUCUGCAACCUGAAAUACAACAGGAAGGAGGUAUGAACCGAUCAGCCAGUAGUGUUGAUGUUAGGACUCACAAAUUGAACAUGGACUCACAGCAGAUGCCUGCGCGUCAUCAUCAUCAUCAUCAUCAUGGACAUCAUCACGAUCAGAGUUCUAUACGACACUCGACUAGCUCUAGUGAUUUGAAAUUAAAAAUAAACACUUCUAAACUUCAACCACCACCUCCUGGUGCGACACCUCCACCACCUGGGACAGAAUCACCUGGCCAACGUAAAGAACUUCUAGGAAUACGUAUCAACAAACACGACCUCAAACAAAAGUCCAGUUCGUCGCGGAAACGGCCGCGUAGUCCAUCAGCAGGGCAUCAUUCGAAACAUUCGCGUCGAGAGACGUUCAGCCCGCCUAAACCUUCCGCAUCGAAUAUGAUGAAUCGCUCAAUACAAGAUGCAUUGGGUGGUGACCACCCAAAUGGCAGCGGGGACCCUGACCCAGCUCUACCUCCACAAUCGGACCAGGCAAGUGUUGGCCAUGUCCAACUCCAAGACACAUUAAUACAGCGUCAGUUGAUAGAUCUAUCCAAAAGGCAAAUAACUUAUCAGCGGCAUGUGCUCUCGCGGCAGCCCUCGCUGCCUCCUUUACAAGCUGCACCGCCAAUGCCUGACCAUCCGCCCUUGCCACAGCCUCCCCUUCCACCACCAAUACCCACAGAGCCCCCACCACCUUCACCCCCUCUGCCACCAUCGCAGUGACUGUCAUUGCACCUUGACUGUUACAAGCUGACCAUGUUUAUCAUUAUCACCUUGACAUGAUCUCUGAUGUAACUAGGCUGGCACAAAACCCUCUUUGAAAGUGCUUCAGUCUUUGUGUGGCAAGUUGAAAUUUCACUGUUGUUUUCACGUUGGCCUGUUCGGUCACUCCUGUAACCAAGGGUUGGACAUAGUCCUGACUGGAACCGUUUCCGAACCAGUUUGAUCACUGGCAAACUUUCCCAGAAACGUCUCCAGGGAUGAGAGAGGAUACACUCAAUAGGUGGUUCUGCUUGAUAUCUCUAAUCCUGUUCUCAAAGGUGAAUAUUUACGUUGAAAUAUGGCACUGGUUAUGGUGGUCGUGGCUGCAAGUGGAUGCCUGAUAAUCUAUCACUGCAUGUUGUUGUGUUCGGGAUGAAUCAUGAACAGUGUUUAGCCUUGACAUUUCUGGCCAGAUUUGAAUGCUAUGAAGCUAAACACCGUUGAUGAAUUCAGCUCUUGGGGUUGUAUCUUUGUGUAGUAUAGUAGUAUUGUAUUGUUGUGGUGCAUGUAAAAAUGCAAUUCUGAAUAGGUUGUCGAGUGAUUUGCUAUCGAUUUGCUAAAGAUUUCUGGAUUUAGAAAUCAUAGUGGCUUAUUACAAUGUCGGGAAAAGGCAAGAAAAAAAUUAUAAAAUAGAAGAAAAACUUUCAAAACCAGACAACCUUGUUGUUAGAGAUGCAGUUGCAUGUUAGUGUUUGCUGUGUUGGUUGUCGUUGUGAAGUGAUCGGAAAGACGAUGUGGAAAAAGAAUUUGUAGUAAAUUGAUAGUUUGCAGUAAUUUACUGAGCACAAAUAGUUAAGUUUGCUUUAUUUUAUUUGACUCGUUGCGAAUAUUGUAAGUUUCUUUCCUAUUUAAUUUUGGAUACAUUCAUGUAAAUAUUUGCCUCUCAUCUUCAUUACAUAAAUGUGUGAUUACUGUUUGUAUAAUUUGGUUGUGAUAAAUUUUCCUCGAGAAAGUGCAUAAAGGUGAUGCGGUGUUUAAUUUGAGAAGGUAAUGGAAAGUUCUCCAUGUCGAGUUGGUGCAUUUAGAUUAUGUCUGUGAUAGAUGCUUGUAAUAGAAAACUUCACGGGUGAUCCAGGAUGGGUUUGCAUUAACAUUUGGUUCACAUUGUCACAUGUCAUUGUUCACUUGUCAAGGAGCAUUCGUUAAAUCAACAGAUUCAUAUGUUGUGUGUUACUUCGAUAAAGAAUAUUUUUAUUUUCUCCACAGUUCCUCCGAAAGCAAAGAUGCCAACCAGUAGCACGGCCUGAAGGUGUCUCGUCCCAAUGACCUCUCGCCCUAGUUGCAACCCUUGUAUUGUAACCACAGUCACACAGGAGCAAGAUGACACGUCCCUUUAACUAAUUGGAUCUUAGAUCAUAGACCACUCCACCAAGUCACAGUUAGAGUAUGUUUGGUACAUUGGGACACGAGCCAUUAUCAUUACUCUUUCUUGUUGAACUGCCGUAAAAAAAAGAAGAAGGUGUUUACUCCUUUAUUAACAGAAUUUCAUGAAGCAAGUGUUGAUGUGAAAGAUGCCUUUCUGGCUUGAAAAGGAAGACAACUUCACCUCGCUCAACAUUUGUUUUGUGAAAUUCAGUUUAAAAUGAAGUAAAUUCCAUCAUGACCAUGGCAGUACCUUGUAGAAUGAGGAGUAAUGUGUAAUGUUCUACUCUAACAUUGAUCAUGGUGUCCCAUCUAUGUUUGGAAACAGGCUGGAGUCUGGUUUGCAAUGCAGCUCGCCACAGAAAACCUCCAGAAUACCAGUUCUCAACUUCAGCAAUCAAGUCAAUACAGGUGCACACUUUGGGUGAUAAAUUUCUGAUUACCUAAUUUCAAGAAAUAGUGGUUAACAUUGAGUAGAUUAUGGUUUAUACAACAUUAGAAGUGUUGUUUCUUUGUCCCAAACAGCACUGCACCUCAUAUAUGACUCGUAUUCUGGAGGUUUCCGAGUAUUUUCUUUUCAUCUAUUCGUGUGUGAUGUACUGCACCACCAUGUCCUGUUUUGGGUGGGGCAGAAAACAUUGCAAUUUGCUAUAUUUUAUUUUUGAUACUUUGAUAUAUGAAAACAGUGUUGACAUGGUGGUGCCUGUGAAAAAUUGUGUGUCUCUAAGUUUGGCAGCAUGUUCGCCAAUUCAGGUGUACCACUUUUAUGUGUGUGAAAUUUCAAAUUGAAUUCAGACGCUGUCUGUGUAUUAGUAUAGGUUAUCAUGUCACUGAUACACUAUUUCGGUCCAUACUUACGAAGUUAUACGGGUGGUAGACGAAUUGAAAAAAAGGCAAAUUUGGUUCUUGUGUCAAUUUCAGUUGAAAUUCUUAUUUGUCGAAAUAAAUACAUAUUUGCAAAGCUCAAUAUACCGUUGCGUCAUCUGACCUUUUUAAGCGCUGUGGUCUGCCACCUCUUAUGCUUUUAGAAUUCGAAACAAUUAACAAUUAAGUAUGCUAACAACUGCACUUGCCCACCAUUUGCCCCAUUCUCCCUGCCCCAGGACAGCGAUCGGCGGCGCUGGUUGGCACCUUGGCAAGAAGGGGGACUGGCCUAACUGAAAAUCUGAAGCAAAAUGAAAAGUAUGUAUUGUACAGUUUUUCACUCCAUGCUUGUCUAAGUGGUGAUGGUGUUGAGUGAAUUAGUUGAUGCACGAGUCUUUUGUUACUUACGAGUCAACCAUGCAGCGCAUUCUCUGUGCCAGGGCUUUUAAUGUACAGUUCCGUGGGGCGGUAAAAAUGCGAAGGUAGGCUAGGAAGAUGGUCCUGCAAAAUUAUCUUUAAAAAGGCAAACAUUGUAAUGUAAGUUGUAUCUCAGUGAUGUGUGCCACCAUAAAGCCUAUAUGCUAUUUACACUGGUCGGCUCAGUUGCGGUCCAAAGCAGACCUGCGAGUGUGCUAAAUAAUUGCCCGUGGCCUCCAGUUGAUAUGCCUCUCGUACUAUCGUUGAUCUUACGUUGUCAAGAGAAUUAUAUUAUAAUGUUUUGUUUUUUUAAGAUGAAGGUGAUACAUGUAUGAUAAUCGUAAUUUAUAAGACUGUUAAGUCAAGGGUGUGUAAAAAUGUAAUCAUUCGAAAAAAGUUACUGGAGAAAAUGUGGUGUUAAAAGUGUUUUGAAUGGUUUCUACCAUGUUAUGGGGUGGAGCGAAGGAAACCCCAGGCUGGUGAAAAAAUGUAGUGGUUUGAAGGUUUAGAAGAUCCCGAUGUGUUUCUACAAAAUGUAUUUAAAUUCAUUUCGCUCUAUUAGUUUGCCGAGACGGCUUGUUCUUUAUUGUAUAUUUCCCAGAAAAUAAUAUGUGAGCCGUUUCAGUGCAUCUGGUAUGAAAGAUAGGCGAAAGUAGGCAUCCUGUACAUUCUCUUAAUCAUGUAUGUAUGGUGUCGUUUAUAAUUUGGAUGUAUGUCAUCACAAAAACACAAAAACUGCCAUAAAAAUCUAACAUGGCCUCAGUGGUCAUCGUAGUCAUUGUUUAGUUCGUAACCAUGGUAACGGACGAUGAUUUACUGUAAACCGGGAAAUUUUCGUGUGCAUUUCAAUGCAUUUUUUAACAACCUGCAAAUUUCGCCAAAAAAAGUUGCAGCGAAAUCAAAACUUCUUUGCAAUUACUGUUACAGUGUGUUCAAAAUGCUAAAUUAAAACUUCAUCUUUUUCGCCAAAGAUGCAGUUUCAUAAAAGUUGCGAAUAUUUCCUGGUUUACAUUACCUUUGUAAUGUGUGAAUAUAGUGUACGAUUGCCGAGUGGGUGAGAAUAGAAUUUCUUUUUGCGUGUUGGUGACUGGCUAGCUCCGGAUCCAGUUUGUGAUGAAGGGAUGUUCAUAAUGUUAUCGAUGGCUUCCAUCCCGAUGCCUGGUGCCUCAGGUUGGACAACUCAUGCAUCAAAGGACACCCUUCAUCAUAGGUAUGACAUUUUGCCAUUAGACCUUGCCUGCUGCUGGGGAAAAAGUAACAAGUUGGGCAGUUUUAAUAUAUCCUGUAGUUUUGAUUGACACAGAGCUGUCGUCCGUAAAGAAAUAGAGAUGUUUUCAUUACCGCACCACAUUUGUUGUAGAAAGGUAAUAGUGCAUCUAGUGCAUUACAGUUGAAAUCUACACGUUCCUUCAGUUAGUGUUUAACAGAGCAUUCACAAGAAUGUCACUGUUCACAGUCGGGACUGGCCUUCUUGUUUCUUUGCCCAAUAUACUGGAGCAGUCGGGCCAGAUUGGCAAAACAAUACGACUGAGUUGUGGGGUGAUCGGGAUCUAGUCGGCUUUAUCAUACAAUGUUGUGAUGUUUCUCUGCAGUUCUCUCCCCUUGUGGUCAGCUGUUCGUAGAUGUUGGCGAUACUUCUUGCACUCCUUGGGUUAAUGGUGCUAUGUAAUGUCUUGCAAUGAAUAAUCAGUUUGAAAUGUUCUCACAAGCAAGACAUCUUCCUAAAUCGGAUCACACUUAGGCACUGUUCUGUACCCUUGGAGUGUAAAACUUAGGCAAUUUUUUUCAAGUAUCCCCAAUAUUUUGUAAGUUGCCAUGCUGAUUUUAGACUACCCCGGCUGUCUUAGUGUCAAUGCACUGACAGUCCAGUUCGCUCUGAUGGCUCCGACAUUUCUGCAAUCUUGAUUCAUUAUGCAACCACAUAGCAGUAGUCAUUGCUAUGCAUAUAUUUUAUCACAUCCACUGAUGCAGUUUUUGCGGUAGGAGUCUGGUGUUCAACUCCAAAGUAAAAAUUCAAUGUUGUCAUUUAGCAGUAUGUGUUAGCGUCUGGGAGUUGCAGUGACUGUCAACUCCCGACAGAGUUAUUCCCUUUCCCUGAAACUUCAAUAAAACUUUUGUAACGCAUGGCAACUUGUCCCAGAUGACCAGAUCGGUAAAGACCUGCGGAGGACAUUUUUGUAAUCUUCUUAAACAUUUGUCGAAACUCAUGUUCACCACUGUCAUUUUGUUAACGAUUUCUUUCACUGUAUAUUGAAGUAAGAUGAACAUGUUGAGACUUGACGAUGAAAGUAAAUGCAAUAUGUUGAAA